GGCGGCCGUAUGCCUGGCCGGGCACCCGCGUGCCGCCCCCUCGCGGCGGGCCCGGGCCCAGGCAUCGAGGGCCGCACCCCCGCGCGGGGAUGCAGAAUGAGGCGGACUCGCCAAUGGCGGAGAUGUUUGCCCUCUUCCCACACGAGUCGGCCGUGGUCAUGCAGAGGGGCAUCGAGCUGGGCAUAGUGUGCAGCUCCUUGCUGGUUGUCCACUGCAUGUACCUCGUCCUGCAGUUCUGGCCCAACGAGAGGCUCUCCGACCGGAUGCUCUGCUGCCUCUGCAUCGCGCGCGUCGUGUGCGCCGUGCCCAGGCCAUAUUUCUGGUUCUGGACCAGAAAGCUGUUCGUGGAGGCUCGGUACGAGCCCACGCCGCAGCUGGUCACGCAGAGGCUGCUGCAGAUAUACGCGAAUCCGUUCGUUGUGGAGCGGGGCCUGCUCCUCCUGUACUAUGGCUGGUUGGGGAUCGUGACCUGCGGCGUGUGCUGGGUCGCAAACGCUCUUCUCCCAGCAGCUCUGGCGGCACUGCAUCCUGAACUUUGUCAGCAUCGUGGUGCACAGGAUCCUGUGCGUCGUGCUGUUUUAUUGCUUGAUGCAGUCGGACUUCAAGCGUGGCAUUCCCACGGAUGUGCUCGAGAAGUACACCAAGCGUUUCGCGUUUACGCCGCGUUCCAGAGGAGAGGAGCACCUGGGCCGUGGUGA
This is a messenger RNA of Prorocentrum cordatum, 698 nucleotides long. The record is from the annotation of a GenBank genome assembly. NCBI's taxonomy places the organism in Eukaryota, Dinophyceae, Prorocentrales, Prorocentraceae.